GAAUUAGAGACGCUGUUGUAUAUCAGACAGACUUGGCAUGACUAUAGGUUAUCGUGGAAUGCCACAGACUUAAUGAAAAUUAAACUUCGCGAACAUUUUUUGGAUAAACUUUGGCUGCCUGACAUUCGAUUUAGAAAUAUGAAGGACGUGAAGCAUUUUAAGGACUUUGGUAGCAUUAAUAUGAACCUUUACUCCGAUGGAAGAGUUUACUUUAGUCAAUUGGCUCUUGUCAAAGUUAGUUGCCCGAUGGAUCUGCACAAUUUUCCAAUGGAUAAGCAGACUUGUUAUCUCAACCUAUCCUCGUAUGCUUAUGGGAAAUCCCUGCUACGAUUUUCCCUGUCAAAAAGUAAGACAAUUGUGAAACCACUCCAUCUUCCACAAUUCAACUUAGUUGAAACCCGACGACUUUCUCAGGAAGACGAAGAUAUCGUUGGAAAAGUGUCGAUUUCCCUGACUUUUCAACGACAAAUGGGUUACUAUAUCCUUCAAGUUUACAUACCCACAAUUUUCCUUGUCCUCUUGUCAUGGUUAGCGUUCUUAAUGGAGGCUACAGACAUCGCAAAUCGUUUAGCGCUCGAAGUGACAAUGAUUCUGUCCAUAGUAUUCCUACUCGGUAACAGCAACAGUUCUCUCCCUCAUUUAUCCUAUGCCAAAGCUUCCGACUUAUUCAUCAUCGCAUCUUUUGGAUUCAUUUUUAUGGCAUUGUUGCAGACGAUGCUCACUUUUCAUUUGGUCACGAAGAAGCCGUUUUUCAAAUCCUUCACCAGUUGCAAUGCUUUAGCAAGAUUGAAGAAAUAUUUUGUGGUGCUCUUUCCUGGUUUUAAAUGGAAAAGAAAAGACGAAAGAGAGCAGGUGGAAAAUGCGGAGGAAGAUGAGCGCACAGGUUAUCUGGAAGACGUAGACGACGAUGUCGUGUUUCAAUCGUGCUCAACGAGCGAGAAGGAAGUCACAAAGUUUUGGUUUGAUAAGAUGUGUCUUGUUGCUUUUCCCACAUUUUACAUUAUUUUCAAUGUCUCCUAUUGGUCUUACUACGCGUAGAAACUCAUUACAUUGCGUGGAAUUAAUAUAAUUUCAACAUCUAUCUUGUGAAAACAUAGCGAGUAGCCUUCUUCUGGAUUGCCUUUAUUCACUUGCAAUUGCUUUAAUUGGGCUAAUACAAUUGUAAUUUAACAGAAAGGUUCCUAAAAUGAUGUACUUCGACGCAUACUACAAGUCUACAAAGUCUACAAUCUAGGCCAUUGCUUCACGCCCACGGUAAUCAAACCUGCUCUGAGCUCGCGUUGCACUCGGAAUAUGAAAAAAGUUCACACAAAUGCAUGUACACAUAUGAUUGAAAAUUAUAAUAAAUUUAAUGAUAUAUUGAGAAAAAAUUAUCAAUU
Dendronephthya gigantea is the source of this 1379-nucleotide messenger RNA. Its product is annotated as gamma-aminobutyric acid receptor subunit gamma-2-like. The record is from RefSeq and is a predicted model, not a curated record. Lineage: Eukaryota; Metazoa; Cnidaria; Anthozoa; Malacalcyonacea; Nephtheidae. Gene Ontology annotation, cellular component: neuron projection; membrane; synapse. The transcript is spliced from 5 exons. Gene Ontology annotation, biological process: regulation of membrane potential; chloride transmembrane transport; signal transduction. Gene Ontology annotation, molecular function: chloride channel activity; transmembrane signaling receptor activity; extracellular ligand-gated monoatomic ion channel activity. The annotation marks the transcript as partial.